ACACUACCCACACCCACACCCACACCCACACCCACACCCACACCCACACCCACACCCACACCCACACCCACACCCACACCCACACCCACACCCACACCCACACCCACACCCACACCCUUACAAAUAGAAAUAACACAUGAAGCCAAUGUAACAUAACUAAUAAGUACUCAAUAAAUUGUAGUUGAUAUUUCUUAUAAUUUUUCUUUUGAAAAUGUUAUAAUCAUAUGACAAUUGUGUGUUUUCUAUCCAAAUUAGAUGUGACUUCGAAAAUCACCAUAAACGAAUGGCAUAUAGUUUCUACGAAGAAAAAAAGCCAAAAGAAAAAUAUCGAAAGUGAUAUUAAUGUCGCUCCAGCAGUCUUUCGUUAAUAGUGCAUAAGUAGUCUACAACAGCAUUUGUAUCAGGUAUGUAUACAUGAUUAGUGUCCGCUCGAAUAACAUGAGUAUCAUUUUCGAUAUACUCCUUUUUAACAUUUUUUACUUUCGGCAGUUUUCGUUCUAUCAAAUUUGUGCAUAUGCAGCGAAAUUUUGUGUGUUUUCUUUGCUUGAUUUGAACUUAUGAAUAUAAGUUUUUCUUCAAUUUGCUAUUGACACAAGACAAUGACAGCAAUCCAAUGAAAGCAUUUUAAGAUUCGUUUUUGUUUUCUUUUUGGUUCUCAUAUAUAAGUGAUACAUUUAAUAAUACAAGAGCGGAAGUAGACAGGAUAUAAAAAGAAAGAAAAUUCCAUAGAGAAACGAUUCAUUUUCAAUCUUACAUUUCAUGAUGAUGAAAAUAUUUCUAAUUGUUAUUUGUAUGAUUAGUGUCAUUGAAUCUGUUCCUCUAAGUGAAUUUUUUCCAAAUGGACCAACGGCUGGUGAUGAAGUAUUUCCAUCCAACGAUGAUCAAAGUACAAAUGCAUUGCCAUUACCUCGAAUAUUUCCUUAUUUUAAUAACAAUCAUCGUCAAAUUUAUUUAGCUAACAAUGGUCUUUUUUCAUUUCUUGGUCCAAUAUAUCAAUAUGUACCUACACCAUUUCCACUUAAUGAUAGUCGUCGUCUCAUUGCUGGAUUUUGGUCUGAUAUAGAUACACGAGGUUAUAUUCCAUCUGGUAAUAAAGUUUAUUAUCAAAUUUAUGCCAGUCAAAGCAACAAUUCUGUAUUCGAAAAGGGAAAAAGAUAUGUUCAAGAUUAUUUUCCUGGUGAGCGAUCAUUUAAUCCAUUGAUGAUUAUUACUGGUACAUGGUAUCGAGUAGGUGCCUUUUCUCAACAGACACAUCUAACAAAUACAUUUCAAAUAGUACUUGUAACAGAUGAAAUACGUAGUUUUGCUUUUUUACUCUAUCAUGAAUUACAAUGGGCUAGUCCUCAAAGUAGUUAUUUUAAUGAUUCUUAUUCAUCAAAUGAAAUAGGUGGUCAAGCUGGUUUUAAUGCAGGAGAUGGAAUUGUUUUUGAAAUGUUACCCUAUUCUCGAACAACUUAUGUUCGUCGAUUAGUUAAUAUAAGUAAUAUCAAUGUUCCUGGUUUAUUUGUUUUUCGUAUUGAUACAGAAAGCAUAAAUGUUGGAGGAUGCAGUAAUAAUUCAAAUUUAUUAUUUCGACCACGCCGAGGAUCACAACUUGGUUCAACACCAAUUACAGUUCAAGGUCGAUGUUUUACAAAUAGAAGUGAUGGUGAUAUUAA
This is a messenger RNA of Rotaria sp. Silwood2, 1658 nucleotides long. The record is from the annotation of a GenBank genome assembly. NCBI's taxonomy places the organism in Eukaryota, Metazoa, Rotifera, Eurotatoria, Philodinida, Philodinidae.